This is a messenger RNA of Leptopilina boulardi, 4830 nucleotides long. It is a transcript of the gene Hem, whose product is annotated as membrane-associated protein Hem. The record is from RefSeq and is a predicted model, not a curated record. Lineage: Eukaryota; Metazoa; Arthropoda; Insecta; Hymenoptera; Figitidae. The transcript has 3 exons. Bases 318 to 3686 code for a protein of 1122 amino acids. Gene Ontology annotation, biological process: cell migration; cell morphogenesis; neuron projection morphogenesis. Gene Ontology annotation, cellular component: SCAR complex.
AAUUUCACGACAUAAAAAAGAUUGGUGUUUCGGUUUAUAGUGAUUCACUACUGUCAAUUUUUUUUUUAAAUUCACUGUGCAAUAAAUUUUACUACAUCUUAAAUAUUGUUAAAAUUUGUUUAUCUGAUAAAAAGUAUUAUAAUUUCAGAUUAUAGAACUUUAGCUCAAAUUUUAAUUAUUUUUGGUUAAAGUAUAUAAGAACUCGGGGUGGGGCAUUCCUGUCACACAGGAAAUUGUGCAGGUGAAUGAAACCGCAUUGAUCAUGAUUAUUUCGUGAGUUUUUCUAUUAGUAAAUUUAUUAAAACAAAAUAAAAAUCAUGGCACGACCGAUUUUACCUAGCCAGCAAAAGCUGGCUGAAAAGUUAACUAUUUUAAAUGAUCGUGGAAUUGGUAUGCUUACACGUAUAUACAAUAUUAAAAAAGCCUGUGGGGAUGCUAAAUCUAAACCUGGAUUUCUUUCUGACAAAUCAUUGGAAUCAUCUAUAAAAACAAUAGUGAGGAAAUUUCCUAAUAUUGACAUCAAAGGAUUGCAAACAAUCACAAAUUUAAGAAAUGAAAUUAUCAAAUCACUGUCAUUGUAUUAUUAUACGUUUGUCGAUCUUUUGGAUUUUAAAGAUAAUGUUUGUGAAUUAUUAACAACAAUGGAUGCUUGUGGAGUUCAUAUGGAUAUUACUAUUAAUUUUGAUUUGACAAAAGGAUAUUUGGAUCUUGUUAUAACUUAUAUAAGUUUAAUGAUACUACUGUCGAAGGUUGAAGAUCGAAAAGCAGUUCUUGGACUAUUCAAUGCUGCUCAUGAAAUGGUGCAUAGCCAGUCGGAUCAAAGUUUUCCACGUCUGGGACAAAUGAUUAUGGAUUAUGAUUCGCCAUUGAAAAAAUUGUCAGAGGAAUUUGUGCCACACUCGAAAUUAUUGAAGAAUGCUUUAACAUCAUUGUGGCCAAUAUAUCCUGGAAGAAAUUUAACAGCCGAUACGUGGAGAGCAGAUCAGAAACUCAGUCUCGUGGGGAGUCCAGGACAAAUUUUGAAAGCAGCUGCAACUGAUACAAUGUCAUGUGAAACAUUAAAUUUGGAUCGAGUUGAGAAAUGGAUAAUUCUCGGUUUUACUCUUUGUCAUUCAUUUCUCAAUCAGGAACAACCUAAUCAACUUUGGACAACGGCUUUGGAAUCCGGUUGGGUCCUCGCUCUCUUUCGCGAUGAAGUGAUUUAUAUUCAUCAAUAUAUUCAAGCCUUUUUUGAAGGUAUCAAAGGCUACGGCAAGAGAGUCUCUGAGGUGAAGGAAUGCUACAAUCAUGCGAUUCAAAAAGCCAGCUAUCGUCACAGAGAGAGGAGAAAAUUCCUGAGAACAGCUCUUAAAGAAUUGGGAUUAAUUUUAACUGAUCAACCAGGUCUUUUGGGACCAAAGGUGCUUUUAAUUUUAAUGGGACUCUGUCACUCGAGGGACGAAGUUCUUUGGCUUUUGCGUCACCGUGACAAUCCUCCAAAUCAAGGCAAAGGCAAAGGUCGUGGAGGCGAAGACUUGGUCGAUAGACAACUUCCAGAAUUGCUCUUCCAUUGCGAGGAACUUCGUGCUCUUGUUAGAAAAUACUCUCAAGUUCUUCAGAGAUAUUACGUGCAAUUUCUCUCUGGAUUUGAUGCACCAGCUUUGCAUCAAAUGAUCCAAAAUCUUCCAGUUUGUCCCGAGGAAGAGGGAGCAAUUUUAAGCGAUUUAUGCUCACAAAUUGCAAGUCUCACUGUUAAACAAGUCGAGGAUAAUGAACUUUUUGAUUUUCGAGCAUUUAGACUCGAUUGGUUUAGACUUCAGGCCUAUAUGUCAAUUUCCAAGAGUGGAAUGAAUCUCGCUGAUAAUAGGGAACUUACUUCCUUUAUGGAUACCGUUAUUUUUCACACAAAAAUGGUUGAUAAUCUCGACGAUGUUCUUGUUGAAACUUCUGAUCUUUCAAUUUUUUGUUUUUACAGUAAAAUAUUCGAGGAUCAAUUUCACAUGUGUCUGGAAUUUCCAGCUCAAAAUCGCUAUAUCGUUGCUUUUCCUCUUAUUUGCAGUCAUUUUCAAAGUUGUACACACGAACUUUGUCCAGAGGAACGUCAUCAUAUUAGAGAGAGAAGUUUGUCAGUUGUCAAUAUGUUCCUUGAUGAAAUGGCAAAAGAGGCAAAGAAUAUUAUUACAACAAUAUGUGAUGAGCAGUGUAAUAUGAGUGAUAAACUUCUUCCAAAACACUGUGCAAUUCUUAUUUCACAAACAUUGAAUCGUAAGAAGAAAGAUAAGAACAAGAAGAAUAUGAUUGAAAUUCACAAACCAGGAAUUGAGAGUUACAGAAAAACACGAGAAGAAUUAACAACAAUGGAUAAAUUACAUAUGGCCUUAACUGAACUUUGUUAUUCUAUUAAUUAUUGUCCAACGAUUAAUGUUUGGGAAUAUACUUUUGCCCCAAGGGAAUAUCUUCAUCAACAUCUUGAGAAUAGAUUUGCUCAGGCUUUAGUUGGAAUGGUCAUGUUCAAUCCUGAUACAAGUGAAAUAGCAAAACCAUCGGAAUUAUUUGUUAGUGUACGAGCCUAUAUGAAUGUUCUUCAAACUGUGGAAAAUUAUGUUCACAUUGAUAUUACAAGGGUUUUUAAUAAUGCAUUACUACAGCAAACACAACCUUUGGAUAGUCAUGGAGAAAAAUCAAUUGCCGCUCUUUAUACACAAUGGUAUUCGGAAGUUUUAUUAAGAAGAGUUAGCGCUGGAAAUAUUUGCUAUUCUGGAAAUCAAAGAGCCUUUGUCAGUCUCACUGUUGAAGGAGCAAUUCCUUUCAAUGCCGAAGAAUUUUCUGAUAUCAAUGAACUGCGAGCUUUAUCAGAACUUAUUGGACCUUAUGGAAUGAAAAUGUUGAAUGAGACUUUAAUGUGGCAUAUUGCGAGUCAAGUGCAGGAAUUGAAGAAACUUGUCGCUGGGAAUAAAGAAGUUUUAGUUGCAUUGAGGACAAAUUUUGAUAAGCCAGAAGUGAUGAAAGAGCAAUUUAAAAAAUUACAACAAGUUGAUAACGUUCUUCAAAGAGUGACAAUUAUCGGUGUAAUUCUUAGCUUUAGACAACUCUCACAAGCUGCACUUGUUGAUGUUCUAGAAGAACGAAUUCCAUUUUUAUUGAGUUCAAUUCUUGAUUUUAAACAUCAUCUUCCGUCUGGUGAUCCAAUGAGAGUGGUUUCGGAAAUGACAUCAGCCGCUGGUCUCACUUGUAAAGUGGAUCCAACUUUAACAACAGCUCUUCGAAGUCAAAAAGCUGAAGUUGAUGAAGAUGAACAUAUUCUAGUUUGUCUUCUAAUGGUCUUUGUAGCCGUUUCAAUUCCUAAACUCGCGAAAAAUGAAAAUUCAUUUUAUAGAGCAUCACUUGAGGGUCAUUCAAAUAAUAUUCACUGCAUGGCUACUGCAAUCAAUAAUAUUUUUGGAGCACUAUUCACCAUUUGCGGACAAAACGAUAUUGAGGAUAGAAUGAAAGAAUUUCUUGCUUUAGCUUCUUCAAGUUUAUUGAGAUUGGGUCAAGAAGCUGAUAAGGAAGCGACAAGAAAUAGAGAAUCGGUUUAUCUUCUUUUGGAUCAAAUUGUUCAAGAAUCUCCAUUUCUCACUAUGGAUCUGCUUGAGAGCUGUUUCCCUUAUGCAUUAAUUCGUAAUGCUUAUCAUGAUGUUUAUAAAUUGGAACACGCUCAACCUUAAAAGACUUUAAAAUCAGGGUGAAAAAAUUACUUCACCAUUAAAUCGUAUUUUUUAUUUAUUUUUUUUCUCCUAUUGAAAUUAUUUUUAAACUAGAGUAAUCUAGUUUGACACGUAAAUUUGUCAAAAAGGCUAUUCUUGAAAAAAUAAAAAAAAAAUUGUAUAGAAAUGUUUUCAAUGAAAUGUUGCUGAGUCAGCAAAAAAAUUGCAACCGUUUGUAACUUACGGAAAAGUGCAAAAUGUACAGUUUUUUAGAUUGUUACGUAAUAUUUAUAAUUAAUUUUAUUGAAAACAAGUUUUUCUCACACGUUCUUCGAAUUUUCUUUUUAAUUCUAAAAAAAUUUCUUUCAUUGAAUCUUUUGAAAAAAAUACCUUCUCUUUUGCAAAAAAAAUAUUUUUAUUCUUUACAUAUGAAAAUCAUUGACAUUGUUUCUUCUUUUUGGAAAUUCAUUUUUUCCUCCGCAAAAAAUUUCAAAUAUCAAAAAUAAACCAAAUGAUCAAAAAAAAAAAAAAAAAAAAAAACGCGAAUCUAUAUUUUUUCAUAGACUUCAAAAGUUAAUUUCUUUCGAAAGAAUUUAAUUCAACAGAUAUUUACAAAUUUAAGAAAAAUCUUACAUCAUAUCUAGUUUAUAUUUAGUCUGUCAAAUCAGACUGAAAUUUUUCACGUCUUUACAAGACUAAAUCGACUGAUUAAAUUGAAAUAAAUUUAAAAGAAAAAAAAAAUUAACACAAAUUUCUGCGUGUAUGUAAAAUAAUUUAAGAAAAAUAUUUUUUAUUUGUGAGUUGCCAGCCCCUUGCACCUUUACUCCCUUUUUAUAUUCUGAGUAUGGAAUAGCAAUUUCACAUAGGAAUUACAAUUUUUCCAAAUGUCUAUCGCUUUAUUAAAUGGGCAAAAACUCUAUUUGAAAGUGUGGUGAUGUAUGAAUAAAAUUUAAUUAUUGUUUAAAACAAAAUUGAACCAAAAGCAUUUAAUUCUUAAGUUUUACUCCAGUAUUUGGUGUAUCACUGUGAAAACGGUAUUGUCCAUAACAUUCUUUAACUCCAGUGUACUUUUACACGACUAAUAUUGUAUUAACCACAAAUUUUUUAUAUGUACAAUACAAUAAUUUUACAAUAGUUUAUAAAAUAAAUAAAAUUUAAAAGAUUA